CAGUAUAGUAACUUCAUUUCCUGCCGUGGAAGGUAGUAGAUAUUAUUCUACAGAUCGUUGUGACUGCGUCACAUGCACUCAGUCUCAUGUAUGCAAGCAAGCAGAAGCAUUUUCUCGCGACACUCUUUAGUUCGUGUGACGACCCGCACCUGUGACGUCCUGAUCUAAUUGAUAGUCAUACAUGAUGGCACGAGAGAACGUUGUCCCAUCAGCAAUGCAACAUCCAUCACGGCGGCGGAACGUCACAACGAGAAAACGAUUGUGUGGUUUGCUUGCUUUUGUCGCACUUAACUUCGCUGUACAUGUUUGCUAUGACGCGGUGUCACAUUAUCGAAAAGGUUCAGGGCAUCAACCUGCGAACUGGCUCGAACUCGCAAACUGUGCGUAUCGACCUGAGUUAUAUGAAGGUCCACCUGUAGGAAUCAUCGGCGCACAGAAGCGAGUUUCGAGCUCACCCUUUCUUCACGUAUUUCUUCAAUUUCCUCAAAAUGAAGCAGACCUUCCAACUGUGCGCUAUCGAGAGUUCGUGAAGGCACUGCAAUGCAACAUCUGGCACCCGGCUGUCAAAAGCAUUCAUCUAUUGCAGGAACGCGACUUCGACCUAGACAGCAUUCCUUUGAUAUCUGAUCGUACAAACAAGGUAGUUGUUCACAUAAUCGGUCGACGAAUCCUUUAUGAAGAUGCAGUGAAGGCGAUGAAUAUGUUGCCAGAGAACUCCCUCGCCGUCCUAACAAACGCUGACAUCUAUUUAGGCGAUGGUUUUGACUUCUCGGUGUUAAACGCGAGCGUCUCUCAAAAUAAUGGCCUCGCGCUGACACGUUAUGAAGAUUCUACUUGCAUGUCAAUACAAAAGCAAACAGGGGUUUGUGACUGCCGUAUAUAUGAUAACUGCCACGACUCGUAUGUAUUUAGGUCCCCCCUUCCAGCGAUUCUUGUUCUUGGAAAUACGACAAGUUUUCGUUUCGGCGGGCUCUGGGGAAGCGAGAGAGUCUUUUUACAUCAGUUGACUUCUCACGGUCUGGCCCUGCACAAUCCUUGUUUCUUUUUAAAGACCCAUCACGUGCACUGCUCUCAAGUGAGACCAACUCAAGACAAUCGAUGGUUAAACAAGGAGCUGGGUAUUCCAAGCGAAUCUUCCAGAUUGCCUCCUAUUACUCAUAUAUGCGAGAGUAGAUGAUAUUAUUAUUGAAAUAUUGGUAGUGGUAUGUU
Micromonas commoda is the source of this 1209-nucleotide messenger RNA. RefSeq lists its product as hypothetical. The record is from RefSeq and is a predicted model, not a curated record. NCBI's taxonomy places the organism in Eukaryota, Viridiplantae, Chlorophyta, Mamiellophyceae, Mamiellales, Mamiellaceae. The transcript has a single exon. Bases 182 to 1177 code for a protein of 331 amino acids.